Molecule: messenger RNA, 3382 nt
Organism: Gossypium raimondii (Peruvian cotton)
Lineage: Eukaryota; Viridiplantae; Streptophyta; Magnoliopsida; Malvales; Malvaceae
Product: probable serine/threonine-protein kinase SIS8
Exons: 13
Coding region: 70-2883 (937 amino acids)
Biological process (GO): protein phosphorylation
Molecular function (GO): ATP binding; protein kinase activity
Source: RefSeq, a predicted model, not a curated record
UACAUAUUUAUUUUUCUUAAAAGGAAAAAAGAGAGAGGAGAAAAAAAAAAGAGUCGCCGUUGAUGAUCGAUGUCGAAAAUGAAGCAUCUCUUAAGAAAACUCCACAUCGGCGGUGGUUUAAAUGAGCACCAACGAUUGGCGGAGGCGCGGCCCGUGAUCAGCCCUAGUCCGAGCCCGACUCCGGACUCGAACUCGAUGAACGUGACGGGACCGGCAACGGUGACUUCUUCUUCAUCGUCUACGGUUACUUCAAGUACAAUGGGGAGAAUCGGGGCAGUUGAAUCGGUCGGGGCAGAUCGGACGGCUGGAGAUGCGGUGGAUUUUAAUUUAUUGGAAGAAGAGUUUCAGAUGCAAUUGGCUUUGGCGAUCAGUGCCUCCGAUCCAGAGACGGCUCAGAUCGACGCCGCUAAAAGGAUUAGCCUCGCCGGCACCGACAACAACGUGUUCGUUGAGUUGCUUUCGCUCCGUUAUUGGAAUUAUAAUGUUGUAAAUUAUGAUGAAAAAAUUGUGGAUGGAUUUUAUGAUGUAUAUGGCAUUGCCUCAACUCUGGGUGCCCAAGGGAAGAUGCCAUCUUUGGUUGAUCUUCAAGCAGUAUCAGUGUUAGAUAAUGUUGAUUAUGAAGUAAUUUUGGUUAAUAGGUUGCUUGAUCCCGAACUGCAAGCACUUGAGAAAAGAGUGUAUAACAUAUAUGUGCAGUCCCGGGCCUUCGGCAGUGGCCCAGUUUUAAGUGGCAUGAUUCAGCAAAUCGCUGAAAUAGUUGUUAAUAGAAUGGGUGGUCCUGUUGCUGAUGCUGAAGAGAUGUUGAGAACAUGGAACUCGAGAAGUUAUGAGUUACGGAGUUCUCUUAACACUAUCAUUCUUCCACUUGGACAGCUUGAUGUUGGACUUUCUCGUCACAGAGCCCUGCUUUUUAAGGUUCUAGCUGAUAGAAUUAAUCUCCCGUGUAUGCUGGUAAAAGGGAGCUAUUACACUGGUACUGAUGAUGGAGCUGUCAACUUGGUUAGAAUCAACAAUGGAAGUGAAUAUAUUAUUGAUCUGAUGGGUGCUCCUGGGACUCUAAUUCCCGCUGAAGUACCAAGCUGUCACCUCCUAAAUUCUGCACUGGAUGUAAGGGGCUUUGCUGAUCGUACUGAAGCUUCUCAGAGUUCAUGUUUUCAGCUUGACAAAGGAAUCGGAAAUGUGGCAGUUUCAUCUGCUCCAGAUACGAGCCCUAAAGUUGGUGCCAUGAGGUCAACAGAAUCUGUCAGCAGUCUGGCAAAUGAAGAGGAGAGGAGCCAUGCUGAAAGAGCUGUCUUUAAGAGAUUUGAACAGGAGUUUGGGAAGCUUCUCCCCUUGACGCCUAAAUCCAAUGAAAUCUUUCCCGGCAUUCAUGAAAAACCAUCAUCAGCGCAAAAGAGAAAGGUUAAAAAUGUUUCUAAGUAUGUUAUCAGUGCAGCAAAGGACCCAGAAUUUGCUCAGAAAUUACAUGCUGUUUUGAUGGAAAGUGGUGCAUCACCUCCUCCAGAUUUGUUCAUGGAUAUUAAUUCACAGGAUCUUGCUGAACAAAGUAGGUCUGAACAAGCAGUGAAAGGGACAAAUGUAGAUGCUGCUGUUAGUUGCCAUUCAAAUGAGUUGCCAAUCAAUGAGCUGUGUCUUGUAUCCUCUGGCAUGGAGACUUCAGAAAACACUAAUUCCAAGCUUAGGCAAAAGCAACUGGCUAAAUACCAGAGAGAGGUUGGAAUGAAUGCCAUAAAAGCUAAAGUUGCAUCUUCCUCUGAUGUUACACGUGAGGAAUUUCUCAUUGGUAAUACAACUAAUGAGUGGACACAAGUUCGAGAGACUUCCUUUUCCUCUGCUAAUGACUUUUGCCAAAUACAGCCAGAAAAUGUCUUGGCGAUGGAUGAGAAAUUAAUACAAAGGACUUCUGAUACAGAUUUCUAUAAAGAAUCUGCACUGGAAUUGAUUGAAUCCACAGGUUGUGAUUUGCAUUUGAUUAGUAAGGCUCACAGUGAGAAGAUAUAUCCUAUGCUAAGGGAGGUUUCAGAAUGGGAAAUUCCAUGGGAGGAUCUUCAAAUUGGUGAACGCAUUGGUAUUGGAUCAUAUGGUGAGGUCUAUCGAGCAGAUUGGAAUGGCACAGAGGUUGCUGUGAAGAAGUUUCUAGAUCAAGACUUCUCUGGUGAUGCAUUGGUUCAAUUUAAAUGUGAAGUUGAAAUCAUGUUAAGGUUGAGACAUCCAAAUGUUGUUCUUUUCAUGGGAGCUGUUACUCACUCCCCGCAUUUCUCUAUACUCACAGAGUUUCUCCCCAGGGGAAGUUUGUAUAAGCUACUGCAUAGACCCAAUCAACAACUUGAUGAGAAGAGACGAAUGCGAAUGGCUCUUGAUGUGGCUAAAGGAAUGAAUUAUCUGCACACAAGCCAUCCUACUAUAGUGCAUCGAGAUUUGAAAACACCAAAUCUCCUUGUUGAUAAGAACUGGGUUGUAAAGGUCUGUGAUUUUGGGUUGUCACGCAUGAAGCAUCACACAUUCCUCUCUUCUAAGUCUACUGCUGGAACGCCUGAAUGGAUGGCACCAGAAGUUCUAAGGAAUGAACCAGCCAAUGAGAAAUGUGAUGUUUACAGUUUCGGUGUGAUAUUAUGGGAGUUGGUUACGCUACGUAUUCCUUGGAAAGGUUUGAAUCCAAUGCAAGUUGUUGGGGCUGUCGGAUUCCAGAAUAGGCGUCUAGAAAUUCCUGAAGAAGUCGAUCCAACAGUUGCGCAGAUUAUACGUGAAUGCUGGCAAACGGAGCCACAUCUACGACCAUCAUUUGCACAGCUUAUGUCCCAACUGCGACGUCUUCAACGGCUGUAUAUUGAAAGGCCAAACUCGAAAAAACAAAUUAUAGAUGAUUCCGUUCAAAGUCUUUGAUGUAAUAAGAGCCUGAUUAGAUGUUCUCCUGGCUCAAAGAACCAGGCAGCCGGAAAGGUUUACCUCUAAAUGUGCAAAGAAAGUUAAAAAAGGAGUUAGGAUCGGGCAAGUGUUGGCUCAUUCGAAGCGGGGGAUCGGCACUUCCCAUCCGAGUGGAUUGAUUCCUGUUUUAAGCAGCUGCAUAAGAGCAGGGGAGGAUACCACUUAAAAAAUUGUCUAGUAUUAUGAAUAGGUUAGCAUUUGUCAACUGUAAGAAAGUUCGGGGAAAAAAACAGAAGUGAACAGAAAACAAAAAAGAGGAAAAAGGAAAAGGAAAAUAAUUACUUGUGGAGGUCUUUGUUUUUGGGUAGGAAAUCCCAAUCUCUUGAAUUGUAAACAUGUGAGCUCUACUGCACAUUGUGGGAAAAAAAAAAGAAUUAUUUGCAAAUUAUAUGCUCCUUUAUUCUAUUUGGCCUUUUAUAACACACACCCAAGUAAUAUAAAUUUCGUUUUGCUCAAA